GGUUACAUUGCCAUUAAGCCAAAAGUAGAUUAAUUGCGAUAACGCAGGCCAGCAGAUGUCGAAUUCGGCUGGCCUGGUGCAUGAACGAGCAAUUCUUUUAUGGAAAAACGGUGUGCGUUGACAGGCAAGCAGCAUUAGUUUUUUGCCAAAUUCCAGUGAUACACCCAAGUGGGCAGAGCAGCCUGUACUGGUCGCUCCACAUAACGUGCACGGCGAAUCUCUUUGUGAAGGCUAUUUGGGAUUAACAGAGUACGAUGGGUGAAGUUUAUCAAAAGAUGCCGGCUUUUGCUCGGUUAAGUGAGCGAGUCUGCACUGUUCUAGGCCUGAAUCCAGGAAAAUUUACACUUCAAGGGACAAACACAUACUUGGUUGGAACAGGUCAUCGAAGGAUAUUGAUAGAUACAGGCUCCGGUGUUGCGGACUUUGAGGAGCACCUGCGGACUUCACUAACGAGAGCUGGUGGAAUAGGCAUAUCAAGUAUCAUUUGCACUCAUCGUCAUAUGGAUCAUAUAUCUGGAAUUCCUCAAGUACUGGCACUUCAUGGGGGCGCCGAUCAUAUACCCAUUUACAAGUACUUGACGGCCAAUGACAUCCCACCCUUCCCUUAUGAGUAUACCGCGAUCCGAGAUGGUCACAUAUUCAAGACCGAAGGUGCUACGCUCAGAGCCGUACAUACACCAGGGCAUUUGGACGACCAUGUGGUUCUGUAUUUGGAGGAAGAAAACGCCGUAUUCUCGGGUGAUUGCGUAUUGGGGCAGGGUACGGCGGUGUUUGAAAACCUCGCAGAAUAUAUGAGCUCCCUUCGCCGGAUUAUGGAGCUGCAGCCAGGUCGCUUAUACCCUGGACACGGACCGGUGAUAGAGAACGGAGUGCAGAAAAUAGAAGAGUACAUUCGGCAUCGACAGGAGCGCGAAGAGCAAAUUGUCGCCUUAUUGAACACUAAUCCGCCAGGCUCAAAGGAUGGAGCUUGGUCCAGUCGCCAGCUGGUUGAAACAAUAUAUGCAUCAUAUCCACAAAGCUUGUACGAUGCAGCCGAAGGGUCGCUACUACAUCACUUGAACAAACUUUUGAGCGAGGGGAAAGUUCAGCAUGUAAAAGGCAAAUGGUUAUUGACUACGGACAAGUAACUUCCUUCUACAUAGUUUCAAAAAUUAUGCAAAAACAACAUAAGAAAACUAUCAUAGCAAUUCAAUAUAUACAUUUGUAAAUCGGGAGUGCUAAAUAUACUCAUUGCCAACGAACCG
Molecule: messenger RNA, 1244 nt
Organism: Spizellomyces punctatus DAOM BR117
Lineage: Eukaryota; Fungi; Chytridiomycota; Chytridiomycetes; Spizellomycetales; Spizellomycetaceae
Exons: 10
Coding region: 255-1127 (290 amino acids)
Biological process (GO): secondary metabolite biosynthetic process
Source: RefSeq, a predicted model, not a curated record